This is a messenger RNA of Arabis nemorensis, 501 nucleotides long. The record is from the annotation of a GenBank genome assembly. Lineage: Eukaryota; Viridiplantae; Streptophyta; Magnoliopsida; Brassicales; Brassicaceae.
AUGGCUCAUCCAAAACACAUUACUGGUGUUUCGGUUGCAAUCGCGGCUUUGAUACUACUUGUAACGUGUUUCCAUUGCGUCGAUGCAAACUACCGACAACAAUUCAUGGCUCCACAAAACGCAGCAAGAUCGCGUUUAAGGCUCAGACCGCUAGUGUGGGACGCCAAACUAGCCCGUUACGCGCAAUGGUGGGCCAACCAAAGACGCCGUGACUGCGCCUUGAUCCAUUCGAAUGGACCGUACGGUGAGAAUCUCUUUUGGGGUUCAGGCAAUAGAUGGAGCCCGGCUCAAGCCGCAUAUGGAUGGUUGUCUGAAGCAAGAAGCUACAACUAUUACUCUAACUCGUGCAGGGCCGAGAUGUGUGGCCAUUACACGCAGAUUGUGUGGAAGAACACACAGCGGAUUGGUUGCGCUCACGUGAUCUGCGAUCGCGGAGGCGGCGUGUUCUUGACUUGCAAUUACGAUCCACCAGGGAAUUUUCUUGGUAGGAGGCCUUAUUGA